Capsella rubella is the source of this 2553-nucleotide messenger RNA. Its product is annotated as protein LNK1. The coding region runs from base 312 to 2153 and encodes 613 amino acids. The record is from RefSeq and is a predicted model, not a curated record. Gene Ontology annotation, biological process: regulation of DNA-templated transcription; circadian rhythm. The transcript is spliced from 8 exons. Lineage: Eukaryota; Viridiplantae; Streptophyta; Magnoliopsida; Brassicales; Brassicaceae.
GAAGCCUUCAUCUUCUUCUGCCGAACAUCAUCAUCUCUAGAAAGUCCUACAAAGGAUUUUAUUUUUUGUUUUUGUUUAUUGGGUUUUUUCGAUCUAGCUCCGGUGAAUUGAAAAUAUCGCUAGGAUCUGCUGAUUGUUUCUGUGCUGGUAAGUUAUUUGUAUUGGUGAAGUUUUCUGGAGUUGCUAGUGGAAGAAUCUGUCUCACAGAACCUGAACUAGUAGUUGGAGUUACAUGUUUUGCAAUAGAGAUGACAUAUCGGGAUAAUGUGCAUGAUUUUAGUGGUGAUUAAAGAGUCUUGAAGUUGGGAGGAAUGUCGGGCUUGUACAUUGAUGAGCUAGAUGAUGAUGAUUAUAUUCCAAUUGAAUUGCUUGGGAACGAUGAUGGUAUAGUUCCAGACUCGGCGUAUGAGGAUGGUGGUCAGUUUCCAGUUUUAGUUAGUAGCAGGAAGAAACGGAGAAAUGAAGAUAUGGGUAGCGGAACAAACCGAAUAAAGAGUAGUACUUUUAUCAAGAGGGAGGGCGAUAUGUUAGGAAGAAAUUCAUGGCCUAAUAAAAACAGUGGUGGCUCUCCGGUGUCAGGCAAAGAUGUUCAGGAUAUCACAUUGGAGGAUGCAAACAUUUCAGAUCAUGGAUUCACUGGUGGCAACGCAAAUGUGGCUAAAAAAUUCUCCACGGCAGAUCCUAUGUUGUGUGACAAUUCUGCUGCAACACAUGAUGGAGUUUAUAAUUAUUCCCUCAACAACAUUCCGGAUGCGGAAAAUAAUCUCAAUUUUUUCGACAAUGGAGACAAAGGAAGCAACGAUCUCUUCUAUGGCUGGGGUGAUAUAGGAAAUUUCGAGGAUGUGGAUAACAUGCUGAGGAGUUGUGAUUCAACUUUCGGCUUGAAUAGUCUUAAUAACGAAGAUAACUUGGGCUGGUUUCCUUCUGCUCAGCCAAAUGAGGAGACAGAAGGUGCGAUGACAGAUGAUUUAAAACCAGACAAAAUGUUGGAAAAUCAAAGAACCCCUAUGUUGCAGGUUGAAGACUUUUUGAACAACAGUGAGUCCAACCAUAGUUUGGAAGAUGAGUUUGUAUAUACUGUUGACGGAAGUUCAGCUCAAGGAAAAUCAUCAGAAAAUGUAUGUGAUUCGAGUUCUCAAAAGACGGAUAUAUUAAUGCUCGAUGUCGAGGCAAAUUUUGAGAAGAAUCAGAUUGAUCAUCUUAAUCAUCUGCAUGGGAAAAGUGAUGGGUAUUUAGAUAACAGUUUUUCUUUACAGAAUAGUGGUCUUUCCGGGGAAAUAAAGGACACAGACCAGUAUAACUCUCCCUCCGAAUUCCAACAGCAAAGAAUUUCAUUCUCACAUUCCAACUGUGAGCAGCCUGCCGAUCAAGUAUCAGCAUGUGAAAGUAAAUCUGGUAUCAAAUCCGAGAACAAAGCCAAUCCUUCCUCUGCUUCAAAUGAGUCAUACACAUCAAAUCAGGCACAGUCUGUAGAGAGCUUACAAGGUCAAACGGUUGAUGAUCAAUGUAGGAGGGGAUUCAAAACGAGAGUUAACUUGCAGCCGGGGCAAAAUAUGCCUCCUUCUUUUGCUGCAAGUACUACGAAGAGUUGUAAGACAAACCCCAUGGUGUUUCCUGAUGCUGCUCCUAUCCAGAAGAUUGAGCUUGAGAACGACCACAGGAAAGCUGCAGCUGAAUUCGAAACAUCAAAUUUGCAGGGAAGUUCUUGUGUUAGCUCUGUUGUGGAUGACAUUUCACUGGAAGCAACAAGUUUUCGCCAGCUUCAACAAGUUAUAGAACAGUUGGAUAUUAGGACAAAGCUUUGCAUAAGAGACAGCUUAUACCGAUUGGCAAAAAGUGCGGAGCAGAGACAUAAUGGUGGAAACAGACAGGAGAAAAGUGCUGGCUCGCAUCUCGUGACUGGUGAAACAGACAAGUAUGAAGGAUUCAUGGAUAUUGAAACUGAUACAAACCCGAUAGACCGAUCCAUAGCUCAUUUGCUGUUUCACAGGCCCUCGGAUUCAUCCCUUUCGUCAGAUAACGAUGUUCUCUCUUAUAAAUCUCAUCCAAUGAUUCCUCAGCCCAAUAGUAGUCCGAGCCUGAGGAUGGAGAAACAAGAGGAAACUCCAAAACUUAGACCCGAAGCAGAAGUUGUAACAGAUGACAACAACUAAUGAUGUCAACUCAAACUGGCUCUUUCACUGCCGAAGCAUUCGAGAUAUGGUUGUUAACAUUAAUCUCGAUUUUGGCUAAGCGAAAUUGCUCAUGCUAGUUACCAAAUCCUGACUGCUUCUUUCAUUAGAAUCAUGGAUGUAACACAGUUGUAUGUAAGUGUCGAGAUUCGGUUUGUACCUGAUUGUUCACCUGGUUACUUGAACCGGGUCUUUGAGAUAUGUUUUAAGUUGUUAAGUAGACGAAUGUGUAGAGACGUAGCAUUUCUGUAGAUAAGGAUGUUAUUUUUUUUUUCCUUUUUUUGUAAUGCCACAUAAUAUCCUGCUGUGUAUUUGCGGUUUUUUUAAUAAACUAUGUAUUUAGGGGUUUUCUUUUCUAAUAAUGAUAUGAUGAUUACACAGA